This is a messenger RNA of Funneliformis mosseae, 981 nucleotides long. NCBI's taxonomy places the organism in Eukaryota, Fungi, Glomeromycota, Glomeromycetes, Glomerales, Glomeraceae. The record is from the annotation of a GenBank genome assembly.
AUGCAAAAAAGGAAUACGAAACUUGGAGGUAAAGAACCUCUUGUAAAAAAUAAAAGGUUCCCAAAAGAAAACGAAAUUGAACAUACCGGUACUUUUAAAAAAAGUACAAACGGUUUACAUGGUGGCUCGUCAAAAGAACAUUCUCCUUUCCAAAAAGUUUCUAAUUAUACACAUACGCCACCAAGAAAUAUUACAUUUCCAAUUAAUAAAUUACAAAAGAAAUAUAUAUUAAAGGAAUUAACCAAUAAAUUCGAAAAUUUGAACAUGUCGGAUCCUGAUGAUGAUUAUUUUAUGGACAUUUCACCUAAUAUUAAGAGGGAUGUUAUUAUUAUCGAUGACGAACCCGAAACACUUAAUAACCAAAAUGAUGAAUUCCGUGCACCCUCACCUACGAGGAAUAAAUAUGCUAAUUUACCGGAAAUAGAUUUAUUAUCUGAUGAUGAAACUUCGAUACAAAGUAGUACUUCAAGGAGAAAAGGUUCUGCAGAACAUAAACGUUGUCCGUUUUGUAACGAGGCUAUUCCUCUUCCACUUCCGGAGCGUAUCCGAGCUUAUUUGAUUAAAAUAAAUCCUUCAGCUCGAGAUAAGUUAUCUGACCAAACACAGAAUAUAUCGCCAUCAUCGGAUGUUGCAUUAUGUGCGUAUCAGGAGUUUGGUAGGGCUCGAGCAAGGAAGCCAACUAUUUUGAUGGGAAGAUUUCAAAAAUUUCAACCUGGAUAUUAUGGAUCUAAAGGCGCCUCUAUAAUAUUUUCUUCACUCGUCUCUCUUUUUAUGGAUACAAAUAUUCUUACAAUGGAUAUGACAAAACCGCAAGAACCUUUGGAAUACCUCAAUCAGGUACUUGUACCCGAAACUGCAAUUCGGUUAAUUUCUAGGGAUCGUGGUGGUAUUCCUUUAGAAGAUGCAAGAAAGGUUAUGGAAAGUAGUGUUGAAUUUGGAAUGUAUGUACAUGAUGUUGACGAUGAUCUUGACAAUAAAUGA